GGUCAGCAGGUGGUCGGCAGGAAGAGCAUCAGGAGUGGAGUUCACACUGCUCUGGCUUCCCAGAAGGACUUGGAUAGAAAAGACUGCCUCAUAAGAUCUAAUAACACCGUACACGACUAUGGUUCCUUCCCUGCACUUACUACUGCUGCUGGUUGGGGCUGUGGUUCAGGCCUACAUUAUAGGAGACUUGAGUAUAACAGCAAAUCAAGGAACCUCAUCUGUGACUCUGACCAACCAUGGCAUCUACAUCAACGAUUCUACUACAAAUCGGGAUCAGAUUUGUAUCUGGGGGUAUGACAGCUGCUACUGUGAAUGCAACUUUAUGAACGACACCUGCAACGAAAUGGCAUUGGACUGCUUAUUAAAAACAAAUGUUAGCAUGACUGAUGGGACAGCUUCAUUCAACAUAUGUUCCUCCCUGUGUCAUGUGACUCCAUGCAAAGGGCCUGCGAUCAACUCACUGUUGCAUAAGAGGCCCACGGCCUCCAGCUGGAAAAACCUUUGGAGGAUCUUCACCAUCAGGAGCAUGUGUCCAGACUUGUUCAAAAGAAACAUCACCAUCAAAAGAAGUUUUUUAGAUAUAGAGAGGGUGUUAAUACAAACCCUAUUGGAUGAGCCUUUCUCUGGAUGGCCGAUCAUCUACAACAACAGAUACCUUUCUGUGUAUGUGGUCCCCAUCUCCAACCUCACCUCCAACUCUGAGGGCAUGAUAAACAUACCUGCUCCCCAGCUCAUUCCUGAUUCGAGUUUUAUCCCAGAGACCUGGUUUCCAGCUGAGGUCAUAAAGAAUUUCCCAGCAGAGAACAUUAGUCUGGGCUUGGUCACCUACCCCUCCUCGCAGCAAUUCCAGAUUUCCAUUGAGAACAUCAAGAGCCUGGCCAUCAGGAUCGAGCUCUCUAUAGGCAAUAAGCUGGCAAACCUUUCCCAGCCAAUCAUGAUGCAGUUCCCCUAUACUGGCCAAGUAAAUGAGCUCCAGUAUCCUGUCUGUCACUUCUUUCAAGAAACAGGUGAAGAUGACUUUCAAUGCAAGUCAGAUACCUCCGCAUCCAUCCAUGUGUCUUUGUCGGGAGCACUGACCCUGCUCAACACCUCCUUCCUGCUGAGCGAGUGGGGCGCCAGCCUGGGCAUGGCCUGGGUGUGCGUUCUCAUUGCGGCCGUCAUGCAUUACAGCCUGCUGUGCAGCUUCUCCUGGAUGGCUCUGGAAGCCCUGCACCUCUACCUGAUGCUGGUCAAGGUGUUCAACACUUACUACAAACACUACAUGGUCAAGAUCAGCAUCCUCGGCUGGGGUGUCCCCUGUGUGAUAGUGGGGGUCUCUUUGGCUGUGACGGCGAGAAACACGCUUCUCUACGGGCUUUCUGAGAUGGCCAUGUUAAACACUAACCAGACUAACAACAUCUGUUGGAUCAAGGACGAGACCUUCCUGCUAAGUGUCAACCUGGCCUUCUUCUCCAUGGUGUUCCUCUUCUCCUCCGGGGUUCUGAUCACCGUGUCCUUCAGGAUAUGCAGUCUGAAGCACUACAACAAGAUGUGUGGCACCAGAGACAAGCCUAGGGCUCACCAUCUUCCUACCUGCAAAGAUGUGUGCACCGUGCUGGGUCUGUCCUGUUUGCUGGGGACCACCUGGGGCCUGGCCUUCCUGAGUCUACAGAACCUCAACUACACUGUUCUCUACCUGUUCAGCAUCUUGAACUCUCUGCAGGGUUUCUUCAUCUUCCUAUGGAUGUGGGCCAGAGCCAGAAAUGAGAGAAAGAGAUUAGCUGAGAACAAGAGCUCAACUACUGACAGCAGUACACCUACCAAAAACCCACACCACUAACCAAGUAACCCCACAUCUGUUGUAUACUGUGCUCUUCUUUGCGCUUGCAAUACCUUGUCUUGCACUAUUUUUGGUCACUGGAUUAAAGUGUAUAUUGAUAGAUGUAAAUAAAAGCAAAUUAGGUUUUAUACUGUAAAGCAGGGGUGGGGAACGUCCGGCUCGCGGGCCGUAUGCGGCCUGCGAAAUCAUUUGGUCCGGCCCGCCAUGGCACUGCAGGAACCAUAUUAUUAGGUGCAUUGUUCGUUGGCAGCAGCACUAUUUUAAUAUGUGGAAGAGGACCGUGGAGGCGCGCAGCGUUGCGUACCAAUGUACCAAAAAAUUUCGCUCGCAUUAAGUGUGGAAUUCCUUUCUAGCAAAUCAAACCCAGAAUACGUUGUUGGUUUGGGCUAAGCCCCGAAUGUUUACAACGUAUGGUUCCGCACUUGAUUAACACUCAGAUCGAUAAGCAGUCUCAAAAAUGGUAGCAAUAUGAAAAAUAAUACGAUCCCUUUCCGUAAACAUGAUACCCCCCAAGAAAUGUUCGAUGCACCCCUAGUCAAAGCAGGCUGCAUCCGUGCCAGCUAACAUCACAAACCUCACCAAAGCAGUUCCAGCCAUCACAUUAGGGGUGAGUUAAUUAAAUGUUUGACCAAAUAUAGCAGGCACAUUUUUAAGUUGAUUAAAAAUGUCAUUGUUAAGUCAUUGUUAAUGUCAUUGUUAAGUUUAAAUAUCCAAAUGGCCCUUGGCAGAAAAAAGGUUCCCCACCCCUGCUGUAAAGGCACUACAAUCUCAAAUAAAAUAGUUGUGUAGUGUUUUAAUACAGUCUACUGUUGUGUAAAAGUGUUUUUUUAUAUUCUCACUUCCCACCAUGAAAUGUAUGUGGCAAUACAACACUUCCUUGUUUCAAUGGUUUGAAUGACAGCAUGCUGGUGUUAUGAAACUCUUGACAUUUUAUCUGGUUGGUGUUCGGUUAAGGGGUUAUUAUUACCCUUGCUAAAAUGCUCUUGAUUUAGGCUCACAUGAUUAGUCACAUGUGGUGUCACGUAUGGUCAAAUGUCAACGAACUGCACUGUUUUGACUAAAUCGCUGACUAUCUAAAUAAACAAAA
This is a messenger RNA of Osmerus eperlanus (European smelt), 2906 nucleotides long. RefSeq lists its product as uncharacterized. Bases 119 to 1819 code for a protein of 566 amino acids. Gene Ontology annotation, biological process: adenylate cyclase-activating G protein-coupled receptor signaling pathway; cell surface receptor signaling pathway. The record is from RefSeq and is a predicted model, not a curated record. NCBI's taxonomy places the organism in Eukaryota, Metazoa, Chordata, Actinopteri, Osmeriformes, Osmeridae. Gene Ontology annotation, molecular function: G protein-coupled receptor activity. Gene Ontology annotation, cellular component: plasma membrane. The transcript has 13 exons.